Hymenoscyphus albidus is the source of this 518-nucleotide messenger RNA. The record is from the annotation of a GenBank genome assembly. Lineage: Eukaryota; Fungi; Ascomycota; Leotiomycetes; Helotiales; Helotiaceae.
AUGUCCCAAGCAAAUGGAUCCUUUAAUAAGGAGAGCGAGAAUGCCCUCGAAAAACUACCGCCUCAAUAUACGAAGAAUGACAUGGCAGCUCUCCCGUCAGUAUAUCGAGAAGACUGCCCCUGCCCUCGACUUCCAAGCUUUUAUUAUAACCCAGAACCUCUCUUGGACGAGCCGUGAAACACUAUCUGGUCAAGUACAAAUGUCCCCAAGAUAUAAACAGAACACCAUAUCAAAACAAGCUCAAUGGCAUCAACAGCAAUAACCUGAGAGUUUCAAUGCUAAAACAAUACUGGAACACAAAUGUCAAAGUUGCAAUAACAGCUUUCUUGCGAGUUUUUCGUGGCACGACUGGUCUAGCUGUGACGUCAAAGAACUUGACGAGGUCACGACUGAGUAUUACUGUCCAAUACGGAACGAUUUGGGAUCUAUAUGCAGAAGGGAUCUUUUUGCGGAAAAGUGCGAAUAGUGCAAGCCAAUUUUGUGUCCAAACACUCGAUGGGGAAGGUUGUCAGCUUUAG